GUUAUGGGUGGUCCCAUGAGACAUUUUGGCUCUGGUGGUAAAUGGCGCUGAGCCAACAUGGCCUGUAAACAACAACACCGUCAGAGCGAAGUAAACUGAACUGAAUGUCGGGCUUUUGUCUAGCGCUUUCUAGGUGGCAAAAAAGAUGAAGUGAGGUGGGUUUCAACGAUGAGUCGAAAGUGUGUAUGACUAAUAUCCUUCAUACGGGGACAUCAUUAUCUUCAGCGGGGAGCUUACAAGCCAUGUCCACACAGCAGCUGAACAGCUCAGCCUCCAACAGCCCCAGCAGCAUCUUAGGUUCUCCUUUUUCUGUGAUCAGUCCCACUCUCAACUCCCCCGUGGUUUCUCCCUCUCUGGGAUUUGGACCUAUCAACAGCAGUCAAAUCUCUUCUUCAGCACCUGUAUCAGGGAUGCAUUCAGUCAGCAGCUCAGAAGAUAUUAAACCUCCAUUUGGCCUCAGGCCCCUGCAGAGCCCAAGCCCAGGAGUAAUGACAUCCCAGAAACGACUGUGUGUGAUCUGUGGUGACCGCUCUUCUGGCAAGCACUACGGAGUGUACAGCUGUGAAGGUUGCAAAGGUUUCUUUAAACGAACUGUACGCAAAGACCUGAGCUACACCUGCAGGGAUAACAAAGAGUGCCUGGUGGACAAACGCCAGCGCAAUCGCUGCCAGUACUGCCGCUACCAGAAGUGCCUGGCUAUGGGUAUGAAGAGAGAAGCGGUCCAGGAGGAGCGUCAGAGGAACCGGGAGCGUGAAGGAGAGCUGGAGUUCACCGUUGGAGUGAACGACGAGAUGCCUGUGGAGAAGAUCCUGGAGGCAGAGAUGGCUGUGGACUUGAGGACUGAGCUUCACUCUGAUGGAGGCUCUGCAGGGAACUCUCCCCAUGAUGCUGUUUCCAGCAUCUGCCAGACUGCAGAUAAGCAGCUGUUUGCUUUGGUCGAGUGGGCGAAGAGAAUCCCUCAUUUUUCUGAACUGCCUCUUGACGAUCAGGUCAUCCUCCUGCGUGCAGGGUGGAAUGAGCUCCUGAUUGCUUCGUUCUCCCAUCGCUCUAUUCCUUUGAAAGAUGGAGCUCUCUUGGCGUCUGAGCUGCAGCGCGACGGUGCACACAUGGCAGGAGUUGGAGCCAUUUUUGAUAGGGAGAAUGUGCAGAGUGCAGAAGUUGGUGCCAUAUUUGACAGGGUUCUUACUGAGCUUGUUAACAAAAUGAGAGAUAUGCAAAUGGACAAAACAGAGCUGGGCUGUCUCCGUGCGAUAGUCCUGUUUAACCCAGAUGCGAAAGGACUCUCCAGCACAACGGAGGUGGAGCUGCUUAGAGAAAAGGUCUAUGCAUCACUGGAAGCUUAUUGCAAACAGAAGUAUCCAGAGCAGCAGGGAAGGUUUGCUAAGCUCCUCCUCAGACUGCCAGCGCUACGAUCCAUUGGCUUGAAGUGCUUGGAGCAUCUUUUUUUCUUCAAACUGAUCGGUGACACGCCAAUUGACACGUUCCUCAUGGAAAUGCUCGAAGCCCCCCAUCAGUUGUCUUAGAUUGGAAAUGUGUACUGUGGUUUUAGAAAGAGUCUGGAGUCUGGGAAGUGAGCGUGGGACUGGAGUGGCACUUUUUUCUUCUAAGAUUUGUCAGUUUGUCUCACCGCUGUCUGCGUUACACUUUAGCGCAGCACAGAUUUGCUCUUUAGACCAAACCCAAGGCUUGGCAUGAUCUAUAAGCUGGUGCUAUAUGCUGUCAUACCUUCACAAGUAACUAUAAUAAAAACAGUUAUUUUUCAUGACAUUUUACAAAACUGUCUCACAAAAGCUAUAAUUUGGGUACUCAUUUUUAUAUAAACUUUUUAAACUCCAAACUUCACCCCCUUUUUAAUUCUAGAGGGCAUCUUGAAUUGUGAGCAUGCAGUAAAGAUGCAAGCUUUUAUUUUUUAAAUAAAUGGUAAUUAAAGCCAGAUCUAACAGUGCAUCGUUGUGUCAGUCCUGCACAGCAACCCGAACCCUGGACAACAUGACCGAUUGAAAUGAUCCAGCCUCGCUCAUCUGUGUUGAUUUAGGAUCAGCUUUGUGUGUUAGUAAUAAUUAGUGUUUACAUCCUUUCUUUAAAAAAAAAAAAAAAAAAAGAUCCAACAU
Messenger RNA from Nematolebias whitei (Rio pearlfish), 2111 nucleotides. It is a transcript of the gene rxrbb, whose product is annotated as retinoid x receptor, beta b. Gene Ontology annotation, molecular function: retinoic acid-responsive element binding; nuclear steroid receptor activity; zinc ion binding. The coding region runs from base 186 to 1523 and encodes 445 amino acids. The record is from RefSeq and is a predicted model, not a curated record. Gene Ontology annotation, cellular component: RNA polymerase II transcription regulator complex; nucleus. The transcript has 11 exons. NCBI's taxonomy places the organism in Eukaryota, Metazoa, Chordata, Actinopteri, Cyprinodontiformes, Rivulidae. Gene Ontology annotation, biological process: anatomical structure development; retinoic acid receptor signaling pathway; positive regulation of transcription by RNA polymerase II.